Messenger RNA from Aricia agestis (brown argus), 1527 nucleotides. Its product is annotated as acetylcholine receptor subunit alpha-like. The transcript has 5 exons. Gene Ontology annotation, biological process: signal transduction; nervous system process; chemical synaptic transmission. NCBI's taxonomy places the organism in Eukaryota, Metazoa, Arthropoda, Insecta, Lepidoptera, Lycaenidae. Bases 1 to 1041 code for a protein of 346 amino acids. Gene Ontology annotation, molecular function: transmembrane signaling receptor activity; extracellular ligand-gated monoatomic ion channel activity; neurotransmitter receptor activity. The record is from RefSeq and is a predicted model, not a curated record. Gene Ontology annotation, cellular component: neuron projection; synapse; membrane.
AUGGGAUUUUUUGCAGAAGGAAAUCUUGAAGUGCCAAGAAUGAGUGUUUUAACGGCUACCAAUCUAACCAUUUCAAUUUUUGUUUUCAGAAAUGAGAAGUUUUACACGUGCUGCGACGAACCAUAUCUGGACAUCACGUUCAACAUAACGAUGCGGCGCAAAACUCUCUUCUACACAGUCAACCUCAUCAUCCCCUGCAUGGGUAUCUCGUUCCUAACCGUGCUGGUGUUCUAUCUCCCUUCCGACAGUGGGGAGAAGGUAUCUCUGUCUAUCUCCAUCCUGCUCUCUCUCACUGUGUUCUUCCUACUGCUAGCGGAGAUCAUUCCACCGACGUCGCUCGUUGUACCGCUGCUCGGGAAAUUCGUACUCUUCACGAUGAUUCUUGAUACAUUUAGUAUCUGCGUGACGGUGGUGGUGCUGAACGUGCACUUCCGGUCGCCGCAGACGCACACGAUGGCGCCGUGGGUCCGCCGCGUGUUCAUCCACGUGCUGCCGCGCCUGCUCGUCAUGCGCCGACCGCACUACCGCCUCGACCCGCACCGCAGCCGCUUUGCCGGCAUAGUGAGCAGCGAGGGUUGGUCGCCCGUCGUCAUGCCGAUGGGCGGCAUGGGCGGUAUGGGGGGCAUGGGGGGCAUGGGGUCUACAUCUAUGGGGCACAUGGGGAUGGGCGUGGAGGACAACUCAGUGCCGGAGUCCCCCGCGCCGGGCGCCUGCAGGCUCCACGACGCCCCCGCGCUGUGCGACGCGCUACGCCGCUGGCACCGCUGCCCCGAGAUACAUAAGGCCAUCGAUGGCAUCAACUACAUCGCUGAUCAGACUCGCAAAGAGGAGGACUCGACUAGAGUGAAAGAGGACUGGAAGUACGUGGCGAUGGUGCUGGACCGGCUGUUCCUGUGGAUAUUCACACUGGCGGUGCUGGUGGGCUCCGCCGGCAUCAUCCUGCAGGCGCCCACACUGUACGACGAGCGCGCGCCCAUCGACGUGCGCCUCUCCGAGAUCGCGUACGCCACCGCCAAGCCGCGCCCCCCGCCGCCGCGUUAAUCCGCCACUGGUCAGAAGCCUAAGCAAGAAUAUCUCGAGAGCGGAGAUUUUUGAGUGGCAUAUAGGAUAAAUGCACUGUAUAAGUAUCAUAUUGGUCGGAAUUCGUAGUUGUUAAAUUAAGUAUGCGUGUAAUUGCCGUUUUUGCUUGGACUUCUGUCGUAAGUGGGUUCAAUUAUUGCGUACGUCGCUCCGCCCGGGACCGAAUGUCGGACCGAUAAGUCGUUUCGAUUCAUUAUCGCACAGUUAACAUAUUGUGUAUGUUUGUAGCCGACAAGUCGGACGCCUAUGGUCGGGGUGGCUCAGUGGCAGUACGUAACACGUUCGGGACUCGAACUCCGACCGUCGCCGUUUGCUCGGUCCGUCGCACUGUUUAUAUUAUACAAAAUUAUUGUAAAUAAAAUGAUAUUAAUAGUUUAUACGACGAAGUAAUGAGAUCGAAGAUAAGUCGAAUUUCUUUUGAUAGAGACAAAAUAAAAUCAAUUGUUU